Molecule: messenger RNA, 1819 nt
Organism: Formica exsecta
Lineage: Eukaryota; Metazoa; Arthropoda; Insecta; Hymenoptera; Formicidae
Product: transcription factor SOX-8-like
Exons: 5
Coding region: 1121-1819 (232 amino acids)
Biological process (GO): anatomical structure morphogenesis; regulation of DNA-templated transcription; cell differentiation
Molecular function (GO): RNA polymerase II cis-regulatory region sequence-specific DNA binding; DNA-binding transcription factor activity, RNA polymerase II-specific
Source: RefSeq, a predicted model, not a curated record
UCGCAACACCGCCGCCGCGGUGCUCGUGGUGGUUCGCCGCGUUGCGGACCCCGUCCCGGCCCGAGUAGCAAGUCACCUCCGCUCACCUCGGCCCCGACUUCAGUCCGCCGCUCGGCUCGAGUCGUCGUGCAACACGAAACGCGCAAGCAGAGAGCAGGCAAGCGAGCCGGCUCGCUGUCGCGCGCGGGCCCCGACACAUACGCACGCGUUGCUCCGUUCCCGAUAAGACCGCGCGCGAUCGCUAUCAUACGAGCGAGACAGGCUGACACACGUGAUACGCGAAUUAUCGCGCGCGAAUAACCAAAACAUUCGUCGUAGAGUUUGGGAGAGGAAUUUGAAGAGACGGAUCGGAGUCUCUAAUCGCGGAAUAUAUAUCGGAGCGACGUGUGUCUCGAGACGACGAGAUCGUGAAGCGGUGGGCGCUGGGCGCUCGGCAGAGAUUCCGCGGCCAGCUGCGCAGGCAGAAACGGAACGUGGUAUUAUGUCACACUCCCACGCGAGCGACGGCAGUCGCUGCCGCCGUCGCCGCUCCUGUUGUUGCUGCUGCUGCCAGGCCCAACAUCCUCAUCGUUUGACAUUUCUGCGGGCGUGCAGCGCUUGACGGAUCACGCGUUCCAUUGUGGAUGUUACGCUCGUUUCGUCCCGCCCUGGUGCAUCUCGAGAUCGUCGUGACGACAUCUCAUCACGAGAGACAUCUUUCCCGAGUGUUUUCCGCGGUGCGAUAAAACAGCGCCGAUCGACAGUGACUUGUCAUCGCGAAUCGUCGAUUCGAGGAAGAUUGUUCCCGGAUCACACGCAUCGUCUAACGGCUUUUGACAGGAAGAAGGCGACCAAGGCGACGCGCGUGCGAGUGGAGGAUCGCCCUGCGAGCUAAACGGACGAUUUCGCGCCGAGCUCGGACGUAUAUACUCGCCGACAGGACGAUGUCAUUGUUGUGAGUGUCGCGUUUCCUUAUACGUAGAUACGAGAGUGCGAGUGAAUUACAAGGACAGAAAGAGAGAGCGAAAAAAAAAAAAAGAGGAAGAAGAAAACGGAAGGACCAAGAGAGGGAGAAAGAGAAGUGCAUCAAAUGCGUGUGAAAUGGAUGGUACGCCAAAGAAAAGCGAAGCAGUGCUAAUAUAUGGAUGCCCAUGGGUGGAACUUGGCCGAAAUGUGCCAGCGUUACCAUCACGCUAUACCGGCAGCGGCGGCGCAGAAUUCCUCGCCAGCUAGGGAUCCCUCGGCUGCCAUCGUGCAAGGCUUGUCAACCGCCACGCACAUCGAUCAAGCCAGCCCGUCUUAUUCCCACUACACGAUGCUGGAUAAUUAUGACAGGGGUGAGGUGACACCACCACCGCCGGUGAGCGGUUACGGCGGUUCCCCCGGUCUCUUGGCACUUCAUUCCUCGCUUUACGCGACUCCCACGUCGAGGGCCUACGACAUCGACUCCGGCAUCGAUGGCAACGACAGCUCGAUGCCCAUCGAUACCCAAAUCAUCUCGAUACCGAGCAUGCUGAGCGGUCCGGCGCAGCAGCGGCUGGAGGACAUGCCCUGGCUGGCUUCCGGUCCGUCGUUGGAAUACCAGCAGGGCAUCUCGCCGAUCCCCGCGGGAGUAAAGAUGUGCCAUCCCGGCGGCGGCACUGCCCAGAGGAGCCUCAAGGAGCAACGGAUACGUCGUCCGAUGAACGCGUUCAUGGUCUGGGCAAAGGUCGAGCGCAAGAAGUUGGCCGACGAGAAUCCGGAUCUCCACAACGCCGAUCUCAGCAAGAUGCUGGGUAAGUGCGCAAAUGAAAAAUAUAUUUUCUUUCUCGCGAGAUACUUAUUUAUACGAUAUUUCUGA